Molecule: messenger RNA, 864 nt
Organism: Aspergillus melleus
Lineage: Eukaryota; Fungi; Ascomycota; Eurotiomycetes; Eurotiales; Aspergillaceae
Exons: 1
Coding region: 1-864 (287 amino acids)
Biological process (GO): fatty acid metabolic process
Molecular function (GO): medium-chain fatty acid-CoA ligase activity
Source: RefSeq, a predicted model, not a curated record
AUGGUACACAGCCUGCGCAUUCUUCUGUCAAAGGCCGAUGCAAAGUGUAUCAAAGAGUUUGCGUUUGCCGGUAUGGUUUUGACACCAGCAUUAGUGCAAAUAUGUGUGGACCAUUUACGUGUCUCGCAGAUUGAGGUUCUAUAUGGUAUGACGGAGAGCGAGUUUAUCACAACGGGACCGGUCAGUGAUUCGACAACCUUACAGGAAAAUCAUGAUGUUACUGUUGGCAAGCCAAUACCCGGGUGCAUAGCUCGGUUAUACUCUGCAGAUGGACAAACUAUCCUACCUCGCGGGGUCCCUGGCCAGCUGCAUGUUACGGGAGAUCGCUUGGCAUCGGACUACUUCACUGGACAUAGUGAGCAGUUCUAUGAGGUCGAUGGACGAGGCUGGUUCAAUACUGGGGACCAAGCGGUUAUAGACCACGGCGAUCAAAUAUUUGUCGUUGACCGUGAUAAAGAUAUCAUUGUGCGCGGUGGUGAAAACAAAUCGCCAGCUAGGAUUGAAUAUGUGCUUUCCAUGCUACAGGAAUUGGCAGACGUGGACACGCAAAUAGUCGGCCUAGCAAAUGAUACUGCUGGUGAGGCCCCUGUCGCCGUUGUUGAAAAGGAAAUCAUCCUAGAAGAGGCACAAUUGUUCCAAAGCACUGUGCGUACCGUACUAGGAAACAUGUACGUACCGGGCGACGUGAUUUCUCUGCCAUCACUUCACGUGAAUGACUACCGAAGAACAAGCUCUGGCAAGAUAAUAAAAGGAAAACUGGCAGAACUGGCGACAAAAGGAUCUUCAAGUCAGCCACAGGAGCAGAGGGCCCUGACAGGAGAGCAAAUCACUGCCGCAUGGGCCUCGGUGCUUCGGGUGAAUUAG